Messenger RNA from Periophthalmus magnuspinnatus, 6609 nucleotides. RefSeq lists its product as uncharacterized. Gene Ontology annotation, molecular function: guanyl-nucleotide exchange factor activity. The transcript has 8 exons. The record is from RefSeq and is a predicted model, not a curated record. NCBI's taxonomy places the organism in Eukaryota, Metazoa, Chordata, Actinopteri, Gobiiformes, Gobiidae. The coding region runs from base 8 to 3325 and encodes 1105 amino acids. Gene Ontology annotation, biological process: positive regulation of Rho protein signal transduction.
CCCUCUGAUGGCCCGGUGUAACAGCAGCACUCUGCUCACAAACCUGGGUCUGAGAUACGGGCCGGGCCGACAGGGACCGCUUAGGGGCCUGGUCCCUCCCUCUUGUGUCCACUCCGGCAGCAGACCGUACCGCAGCAUGGAAAACCUAAACUGGAGCCCGAUGAUUGACCCAAACUUGUCUAACCACUAUUACCGAAGCGUGGACAGCGAAUUCAUCCUACGCUACACCUCUACAAGCCACUGGUACGACGGCCCUCCAGAUGGAACGCUAUCCACCCCACAUCCACUCAACCCCGAGACCCUAGCCUUGUACCCACGGCAUUGUAUUCCCCGGAAAGACGUCUCGCUACUUCCUCAUUUUCUACUUCCCGGUGGCGUUGACGAAUGGGACGCGAGGAAAGGAUUGCGAGAUAAACUCCGCCUCCAAAGUGCCCGCGCAGCAGGCGAACCAACUAAAGCCCUCCCGCUGCGACCUCAAGUAACCCCAAAUGUUGAACAAUAUGGAUCUACUAAUGGAAAACCAACACGGAUUACAAGUCACGAAGAAAUUAAGCAAGAGGUUUUAAGGCGUUUAAAGCUUCGAAGGCAAAAUAGUAGCCCAAAUCUAGCUCUCACUAGCUCCCCCUGUAGCGCAAAUAUGGUUAAAACAUCAUUCACAACGGACAACAUCGCUGGGAAUAAAAGUAAUUUGGUUUCGGAAAAUCGUAGACCACCAUUGGGGCGACUGCACAUUCCAACUUUUGAGGAAUUUAAGAAAAUGCGACAAAAAGAAGCCACAGCUGGUUCUGCGGCUAAUGACACAGCUAACAAUGUAGCAUCACAAGACAAUGGGGAUUUGCAUGGACAAAACAAGACUGACCAACAAGCUAAUUCCGAUAGCAAUAUUGAAAAACAGUGCAGCCAAGAUUUAGCGACUUUCGUAGGUAAUGGUACAACACAGUUUUCCCCAAUUCGGACUGUACCAUCUCCGAGAGGACCGUUGCAAGUUUUAGCAAGCUCACCUCAGGACAGUACCAGCGUAUUGGAGACAGGGGGCAGUAUUAAACCCAGACGGAGCAGUUUGGACACGGUUGGAUCGGUUCCUUUUCCUCCAAACAGAGAAAACAUCGAGAGGCCUUCAAGUUGUUGUCCUGCAUUGUUGUUGGAGGGGACAGAAUUGUCUAAAUACGGGGAAAAAAUCUACAAAAUGAAGGAUGGACUCAUUGGAUCGGCGCUGCAUCUGAUCAAGAAAAGCUGCAGUGCCGAGAUUUACUCCGAAACUGCCGUCCCUCUAUCUCCCAACCACCAUUCCCAAACCAACAACCAAAAUUCCCUCACAACUACCGCUACCGCUGCUCCUGUAUCCAAAGAGGAAGCAGCAGAAAGAGCACGGAACCCGGAUGCUGAGGAGGAAGAGGAGAGAGAGCGAUGCUGUGACCGUGGCAACGCCUCUCAGCCUCCCGUUGCCAUGGAGACGACGUUGGCGAAGAGGACGGCCCGCGGAGAUGAGUCUGGCAACGAGACACCUGCAACGACACUGCAAGGAGAGAGGAGAGAAGGAGAGAGGAAAGAGGAGGCGAGUGAGGAGGCUACAGCAUGUUUGUUCCCAGUGAGUGACGGGGUGCGUCGUCGCUCCAGCUCUGAUGCUGGGCUUCAGGACAGGGCCCUGUGUAACUCGCUGUGGCCCAGAGGAGAGUGUCGUCUUCGGGCACACUUCAGCGACCCCAUGCCCUCUGACCCCUCCAGGAGGAAACAGCUCCAGAUGAAGAUUGCUGCUGCGUCCAGACUGCACCGUAAAGAGAGGGACAGCGCCCCAGCAGCCCUGCGCGGCCGCUCCGAGCCCCCCGGAGAGGAGCGUCAGGUGGGCUUGGGCGCGUCACGUUCAGCCCAUCACCGUUGGAGCACCAUCAGCAGCCUGAGCUCGGACAGCGGAGUGGUGGGUCUCAGUGAUGACCGUGACGAGGAAGACAGCGCCCCCCGCAGGUCCAGACGAGGAAAAGGAGCAGAGGUGGAGCGGACAGACAGCGGCAUCGGCCCCGGUUUGUCCCGUAGCUGGAAAAGACCCAUAGUUUCCCUGAAGCCAUGCCCAGACUGUGGCGUCAGCGAUGGAGCCGUGAAAGACAGAGGAGAGCGGAUGUGCGAACGCUGCUCCAAGCUCCGAACGGAAAGGAAGGAAGCCAUUUUGGAGUUUUUGAACACUGAGUCAAGUUAUGGGGAGGACUUGCGCAUCAUAAAGGAGGAGUUUUACUGUCCUAUGCAGAGCGCCGGGCUGCUAACCGCGGAACAGUUAACCGUCGUGUUUGCUAACGUCCAGGAGCUAAUCGAUGUUAAUGAGAGAUUCACUGAACACCUGCAAGAGUGCAUCGACCAGGCUUUUGACCAGGGCGAUGAGGACCUCCUGACUGUCCACAUUGGUGAGAUCUUUUUGGAGUUUGUGAACAUGCUCCCGGCUUUCCAGACCUACUGCCUCCAACAGUCCACCUCCGUCAACAUGCUCAACACGCUCGAGAAGGAGAAGGAGCUGCUACGGAUUUUCUUGGACGUCUCUCAGAACGACAACACGGCCCUGCGUCGUAUGAACCUCCGAUCUUUCCUGAUGGCUCCCCUCCAACGCGUCACCAAGUACCCUCUCCUCCUCAGCCGAAUCAUGAAAGUCACCUCCGAAUGCCACCCCGACUUCCCCAAACUCUGCGAUGCAAAAUCACGUGUCGAAUCCCACUUGGAACACAUCAACAUGAAGACCAAACAGGAGGGCAACGGGGUUUCCUGGUCACUUAGGUCAUUUCGAAGGGACAGCCGUAAGAAUCGUGAAGUUAUCAACAUCGAAAUGAGAGAGGUUUCGAUGAAAACUGUCGGAUGGGCCAGAGAACAUACGAGAUUUGUAAUGGAAGGUCCGCUGCAGCUUUCCCAACCCGCAGAUGGUCAGUGGGUGAAAAAGGGAAGCAAAGCACUGAAAUUCCAAAACGUACAAACUUUACUGAUGGUACGGACGAAUCGGGAUAGCAUUGGGAAUGGCGAAACGGGAUCGCAAAUGGACAUGGGAGGAGAGAGCGUCAAAGAUGGCGUCCUGGUUUUAAUCAAAGACAAAAGUAGCGGGAAAUUUACCGUGCUAAGAGAACCGAUCCAACUUGGGAAUUGCGUAGUGUCGACCGAUCCUGAUUGCGAAGAUACAUUUGAGAUUUUGGAUAUAAAACGGGAAGCGUUUGUUUUCCGUGCGUCAGAUAAAUCGCGGACGCAGCAGUGGUUUCAUCAGAUUAAACGAUAUGCCCGGGAUUUGGGAAGUUGGAGGAAAAGACGAAAUGCUUUGCCGAAUAUUAUGAUCAGUACGGGACAAACCAGAUCUUAACAACGAGCCGAUUCACUGUAAAUAGUAGCAUUUCUGAAGACAUUUUAGACCUUAACCUAUUUAAACUAAAGGACUUUUUUAUAUUACAAUAAGUGCUACAAUGUUAAAAAAUACUUGGACUACCAAAAAAGUGAUGUUGAUUGUACAGUGUGUAGAAGCUGGCUCGCCUGGUGAGUCAUUCAGUUUCUUUUCUGCCCUCUUGUGACUGAAGUUGGUAUCUUUGGCUCAGUCAUACGACGGCAGCUGUGAUCGCUUCUUAAACUGUAGUGAUAGUACAAUUAUGUUGAGGGCUGUUCUACAAAAGCGUCUGAGAUUUAACUUCAUAAGCCAGGUUCAUGUGGAUAAGCUAGUCCUAUUUAUUUGGCAUUUUGGUUUUAGACUUCAAAAAUGAACUGGAUUUUGGAUUCUUUCAUAAAAACCCAACACUUCAUAUUGCAUUAUUCAUUCUACACCUGGUGAUGAUAAGCGAGUCCACCAAUCUGCGCUAUCAGCUCCUCUGAACACCACCAACACUCACACACAAAAAACACACUAGUCUUCAUAGUGGGCAAUGUGGGUGAAGUGUCUUGCUUAAUGACACAACAACAGUUUGCGCUAGAGCCACUGCUGCCUCAUUGUGGCAUGUGGUAUUCUUAGCCCUACUUGGCUUCAGAGAUCAAGAUGGCCACCUUAAAACAGCCAAAUUUCCCUGUAUCAGUUUCCAGUCAUUCCAUAGUGAAUGAACUACACGAGUUGGUAAGAAUGGUACUGCGUUCAAGCCAAUAUGUAACUAAAAUUAGACACAUUUAUUCACUUAAAUCUGAUUUAUGAAGUACGCAACUUUUGUGUAGCAGCCUCCUGGUUUAGUUCUUGGCAUAACUUUAAACCUGGUCUGGACCACGUGAAGUUCACUACAAAAUGCUCCAUAGUAAUUGGCAAGAUUAUUGAAACCAAAAUAAAUUUAAUAUAAAAUGGACCAGCCGACUACGUUUAGUUUAUGGGAUACAAAUAAUGCUACGUGAUUGACAGAAGUGGAUAGUAGUCAGUUACAAUUACUUGAGUAACAUUUUAAAGAAAUUACUUUACUGAGUACUUUUCUAACAGCAUACUUUUACUCCUACUUGAGUAUUAUUUUUAUUGGAGUAACAGUACUCUUGAGUAAAGGUUUUGGUUUCUCUUUUCACUGUGAGUAAAUCUACAAGUGACAAAAGCUUUAUGUUUACAGUAUGAAAUGAUCUGAACAUUUGCGUUUCUUGUGUUUUGGUCUUAAGAAUAACCCGACAGCUCGACACAAGUGAAACAUUUUUGAAUGACUGACCAGGCUAACAGACAUAGUGCAUUUCACGUAUGGUGUUUUACAGACCUAAAGUCAUGACUGCAAAAGACUGAUUAUAAAAAUAUAAAAUUGUAACGGCAUUUUGGGGGGAAAUUCUUGUGUUUCAAAAUGAUUUUGUUUACUGUUCACUGCCCUCUACUGCCCUGAAAGCAGUAGUACAGCGUCCUCCAAAACACUGUGUAAAACUACAAUAACAGCAAUAAUCUCCACCUGUGUCAAAGCAUAACUAAAGUUUAAGCAUUUAUUUAAUUAUUUUGUAAAAUGUUUGAUUGAAUAACUGGCUCUGUUGCGUAUUGUGUCACUGAUUGACCAUUUAAGUGCUUACUAAUAGGAGCAAAGGUAGCUUAAAGGGCAUAUGUUACGCUCUUUUUAAAAUCUGUGUCAUAUUGUUGUAUCAUCAAAAACAUAUCUGAGUUGUGUUUUCAUUCACACAUGUUUAACUCACAAAUCCUGCAUAAUAAUUCUUCUCUCAAACCGAAAACACUGUUCCACCUUUUGAUGUCAUUAAGUGGUAAUACAUUAAGUGCUCCAAUUUUUAAGUUUUAGACUCACUCAAACGUCUUCGCUUCUCUCUGCACUAGAAGAUAUUGUAGAUUUUCUGUAGCAAUCUCAACUGAACAAUGCGUAAUACUACAUUAACUUUAAAAGUACCACUUAUUGACAUCACAAGGUGGAACAGAGCAUUAUGAGGUUUGGAGAUGUAGACAACCCAAUAAUCCAGGGUUAAUCAAACAAAAUGUGUGCAUGAAACAAAAACACACCUCUGCUUAUGUUUUUGAUGAGAUGACAAAGUUCCAACAUGACUAAAAGCACAGGAGUCUGAAGAACUGAAGGCCGUAUUGUAUUAUUCAUUUUAAAAGGCUGGGAUUACAUUUUUAUACCUUACAUUUCUUAAAAUAAUUAUUCUAGACAAAGGAAAAUGCUUUAAAAGAUUACGAAACACAAAAGGCACUCUGAAAGAAAAGAUUUAAUCCUUUGUAAUUCAAAUGCUACUGUUGUAAUUGCUAUCCCAGGGUUUCAGAGUGAUGAUGAAACGAUUGCCACUGUUGCCAUAGCAAUUAACAAUCCAAACCAAAUGCCCUUAAAAUGAAUAGUGAAUUAUACACGUAUUGGAAAAACAAAAACAAUAAUGGUUGUAAAGUGAAGCCUUAAAUCUCGUAUAUGACUCCUGACAAAGUUCACUCACCACACAAAUGUUCACUAAAAAGCAUUAAAGGUGCACUAUGUAACUGGCGGAGGGUCCGUUACCCGUUACCAUGGAGAUGUUAUUGCUUUUCUUGGAAUCCGCAGUAUGGCAUUAUCCUCAUCGCCAUACAAACAGGUGACACCAUCAGGCCAAUUUUCACAGUGAACUAGCAGUUUCUCUCACAGUAAGAAUGUAUGUUUUUCAAGGUAUUAUUUAAUGCCAUACUGUGGAACAUUCAAAACAAUGCAGGGACAAGCGUGUGGCCUGGAAAGUUACAUAGUGAACCUUUAAAAAGUUUUACAAAUACAGUUAAAUAUUACUUUGUCAUAUGAGCUGCUGUGCCUUUUCUAGUGUUUUGGAAAUGUGAACUUGACUGCCCCCUAUGGACCAUCUAAUAACAUUACUUCCAGCAAUACUUCAUUUCAGUACUUAUUUCAGCUAACUAGACCUUUUUACAUAUUAUAUUUGCGUGUUUGUUUUGUGUUAAUUUAAAAAGGCUUUAUUUCUUUCAAUGCACUUUAUAUUAUCCUAUAUUAUAAUGUUUUGAUAUGCUUGACGUAUUUUUCUUUUGUGGGAAAGGCUAAAUUUUGAAACCCAAAGCACUGAAUUUAAAAUGAACGACGCUGUUUUGGUUCUUGAAGUAGCACUGGCGAUUAAAAGUAGCAUUCACUGUGUAUAUGGGAGGGCUGCUAACUUCAUAACAGUAACUUUUUCAUAAUGUUAUUUGAAUCUGCUGUAUUAUUUCCCCUGUGUAAUAUAUUGUGAAUUAAAAGAUUUUGAACU